This is a messenger RNA of Salvia hispanica, 955 nucleotides long. NCBI's taxonomy places the organism in Eukaryota, Viridiplantae, Streptophyta, Magnoliopsida, Lamiales, Lamiaceae. The record is from RefSeq and is a predicted model, not a curated record.
GCCAAGAACUCACACCACUUUUAUCAAGAAUGGCACCCAAUAUGGCCAAUGCUUUCGGCAUUCUUGGUAACGUGGUGUCGUUCUUGGUUUACUUGGCUCCGGUGUUUAUGGGUGUUUUUGUUCAUUUCAGUCCAACGUUUCGAAGCAUUUUUAAGAAGAAAUCGACGGAAGGGUUCCAAGCAAUCCCUUAUGCAGUGGCAUUGUUUAGUGCAAUGCUCUAUUUAUACUAUGCUUUUCUCAAGAAAAAUGGAACGAUGCUCAUCACUAUAAACACCUUCGGAUGCACCAUUGAGGUUGUAUAUCUAGCAAUAUACAUGAUCUAUGCAACCAAGGAAUCCAGAGUUUUCACCACAAAGUUGAUCCUCUUACUUAAUGUUAUCUCACUAGGACUUAUUACAUUAUGCACGUACUAUUUCGCACAUGGGCAUCUACGAGUGAACAUCGUCGGCUGGAUCUGCGCAGUCUUCUCAGUCGCGGUCUUUGUUGCACCUCUUAGUAUCAUGAGACAAGUUGUACGGACCAAAAGUGUAGAGUAUAUGCCCUUCACACUCUCUUGCUUCCUCACUUUGUGCGCUGUCGUUUGGUUCUUCUAUGGCUUUCUCAUCAAAGAUUACUACAUAGCUACACCCAAUAUUCUCGGGUUCGUGUUUGGGUUGGCGCAGAUGAUGCUAUACUUGGUGUACAAGAACGAUAGUAUGUGCUGGAACCAACAAAUUCAACCUGCUGAGGGAGAUUCUUCUAAGGAUGGUGAUGAUAAUCAUCAUCAAGACAAAAGUUCGUCUAACAAUCAGGAAGUCGAGGUUGUCGUUGUCAAUUAGUGUAUUCUAAUAACAAUAUUCAUUUACUAUGUGACUAUUAGUAAAUCGUUUAAGUUAUCACUAUAUUAUGUUAUUUAUGGAUAGUGUAUGUGCGGAUUAAAUUUACAGAUUUAUAAUUGUAUUUGUUGGUUUCUAUA